CAUGCCGAUGUGAGUGCCCAGCGCUCAUACGCUUGCUUGUGCCGCCUGGUUGCGCAAUGAACUUGUUUGUGAGGCACUACAUGCGUCUGCAGCAUGACCGCGAGAAGGACGAAGGAUACCAGAAAAAGCGAACAAAAGUGGCUAGCGCAGUUUUGCAUGCCAAUUUGUCGAUAGAGGAACAUGCAAGCAAGGUGUACACCCGAGCCAUGUUCGAGCAGUUUGGGCAUAAUUUGUACUUGGCGGGGGCUUACCGCAUUGAGGAGGUUGUGAAAGAUCAGUUGUACUUGGCAAAGCACACGAAAGCCCACAAGAGAGAGAAAUGGAGCCGUGUCGAAUUUCAGGUGAAGAUUAUUGAUGGCGGUGAAUUUUUCGAUUGUGAAUGUGGCCUUUUUGAGCUCAUGGGAAUUGUUUGCGGCCAUAGUAUCAAGGUAAAGUCGGGAAGAUGAAAUUAUGUACUUGAUGAUUUGGGGCAUGUGUGUGUGUCCAAUUUUUUUCCGCCCAUUUCGUAUAACUACUCCUUUUUUUUGCAAAUGUUAUGGACUACCUGGGGGUGGAGGAAAUUACCAAAGCGGCACAUCAUGAAGAGGUGGACAAGGGAUGCAAGGGAUGUACUGCCAGGGCACCUUGAGGUAUACCAGAACGACCACGCCUCUAGCAGAUCUUUCACGUGCAGACAUUCUUUGCUGUACAGAAAAGCACUGGAGCUCGUCAGGCUAGGUGAUGCAAGUGCCGAGGCAUACGAGAAGCUUAACAGUUUGUUUGAAAGCAACCUACUGAUAAUGGCACCGUUCGAUAGUAUGAGGGAUGGGCUUGGGUUAGAGGAUAGGCCGGCAGAGCAACCCGAUGAAGUUGGAUCAGAAAGAGUGAUGUUGGACGACGGCUUAAUUCUAGCUGGGGAGCCGAAUCUUCUACAAGGGUUGGGAGCCCCAAUAAAAAAUCGCGGGGCUGGGAGGCCAACCACAAGCAGAGACAGGGCUCCUUACGAGGGGGCCGGUGGACUGAGCAAGCGCACGCGUUUCUGCACAAUUUGCAGGUGUAGCGGGCAUAAGAGGACGACAUGCCCCCCAGCGGGGAGACGCUCCGAAGCAGCCGCGGAAAGUGGCGAAGUGCACGAGGUGUGGGUUGCCUGGUCAUCGUAGGACGACUUGCGCAAAACAAGUUGGCGCAUUGCUUUCGGGAAGGCGAUAUGAUUUCACAUACAAGAAAGAAUGCCCUCCAUCCCUUCCCCAUCGAUGCCCAGAUGUUCGGUGAAAGAGCUGCCUCGUUUGUUAACGAAAUUUUCAUUUGGUACUCAUGGAUGAUCCUAAAUAUUAGUUGGAUUUUUAUUGUAAAAGAUGUUUAACGAUAGACUUGGGUGCAGCUGGUUGUCAGUUAGUAAUCCAGUCUGACCUGAUGUCCUGUUA
Molecule: messenger RNA, 1403 nt
Organism: Lolium rigidum
Lineage: Eukaryota; Viridiplantae; Streptophyta; Magnoliopsida; Poales; Poaceae
Exons: 2
Coding region: 57-446 (129 amino acids)
Biological process (GO): regulation of DNA-templated transcription
Source: RefSeq, a predicted model, not a curated record